GAGGGGCUGGGGGCAGCGGGGCGGGGCGGAGCGGCGCGGCGCGGCGCGGCGGGGCUGGCGGGGGCUGGCGGCGAGGCGGGGCCGAGCGGCCCGGCAGCGGCGGAAGGGGAAGCGCGCGGCGGCGUUGGGCUCGGCCCGCCCCGGCGGGACCGCGCUGAACUAUAAACAUGAAGAAAAUAAAGCUUAAAGAGCUGGAAAGCUGUCUUCAACAGGUUGAUACUUUUGAAAGUCCAAAAUUACUCCUGGAACAGUAUCCAACAAGGCCUCAUAUUGCAGCAUGUAUGCUUUAUACGAUUCACAAUACUUUUGAUGAUAUUGAGAACAAAACAGUUGCAGACUUAGGAUGUGGCUGUGGCAUGCUUAGCAUUGGAAGUGCAAUGUUAGGAGCAGGAUUGUGUGUGGGGUUUGACAUAGAUGCAGAUGCACUGGAAAUAUUUAAUAGGAAUGUUGAAGAAUUUGAGCUCACAAACAUCAACAUGGUUCAGUGUGAUGUUUGCUCUUUGUCCGACAGCAUGUCAGAAACUUUUGACACAGUUAUUAUGAACCCUCCUUUUGGUACCAAGCACAAUAAAGGAAUGGAUGUGUUUUUUCUGAAAACUGCUUUACAGCUGGCAAAAACGGCUGUAUAUUCCCUUCACAAAACAUCAACACGGCAACACAUUCAAAAGAAAGCAGAUGAAUGGAAAGUGAAGAUGGAAGUUAUAGCAGAACUUAAAUAUGACCUACCCGCAUCAUACAAGUUUCAUAAGAAGAAAUCGGAGACACCCCUGCCCCAUGUCAACUGUUCAUGACAAGAGCUACCUUAAAUGUUUUCUGCAGUGUUCUCCUCAUUUGAAUGUUUUCAACUGGACCUUUAUCCUCAAGCCAUUCUUUGAUAUCAUCAAGAGUUGCAUCUACUGGAAAGCCUUUCUGCAAGAUAACACUGAACUUCAAUUACAUGCAACAAACUAUGAGACUUCAACAGAAGUAUUUAUUACUAACAUAAUACAGCGACUGACAAGUACAACUUAAAAACCUGACUAUCUACUAUAAUUUAAUUCAAGCUUUACUUUAGCUAGAUGGUUUUCAAAGUCAUGCAAAAUAGCACAAAGCAAAGGAAGAAGUUUACUUACAACAUAUACAGAUCUGUUUUUAAUUGCAGUUUUAUACUGGUCAUUUAAUUCAGGAAGGGGUUUGUUUGGAGAUCUUCUGAUUUUAGUUUUGUCUUCAUUUAUUUCCAUUAGACCAGUCUUAGAUUUUUUUAAUGCUUCUACUAUAACACCAAAAUCUUUUGAAAGGCGACUUAACCUAUUAAGUAAGCAGACACAGGUUAUGUCAACCACAUGGGCAAAGCUGAAGGCAAAUGCUAAGAUAGCAAAAGGAGCUGUACACACAGACUGGGGGUGCUCAGCCCAAAAGAACAGUAAGUAGCUGGAUGUUAUCCAGCCAUCCAGCUUCACUAUACUUUGUUUUACCUGUUGAAUUUGAUCAUAAUUUCUAAAGGCACCCAGCCAUCAUCCAGUUUGAUCUGUUCCUUUAGGAACUUGUCUCUUGGUAGAUUGUGAUCACCAAAAUAGUACUGCAGAAGGGGGGGGGGGGGGGA
Molecule: messenger RNA, 1582 nt
Organism: Dromaius novaehollandiae (emu)
Lineage: Eukaryota; Metazoa; Chordata; Aves; Casuariiformes; Dromaiidae
Gene: METTL5
Product: methyltransferase 5, N6-adenosine
Exons: 8
Coding region: 168-791 (207 amino acids)
Biological process (GO): rRNA methylation
Molecular function (GO): rRNA (adenine-N6-)-methyltransferase activity; nucleic acid binding
Source: RefSeq, a predicted model, not a curated record